AUGUAUGAUCAUCCAGAAUGGCAGAAGGCCCAGCGAGGCGAGCUCUAUCAUGCUUUUGUCCCAGAACUUAUCGCAGCUCGAGACCGAUGCAAGCAAGCUUGUGACAAGUUCAAUUCCUCCCAAUCGACAACCCGGCGCAGAGUAAUCGAGCUAUGGAGAGAGAUUACCAACGACACUCGCCCCCUUCCACCACCGCGGCCAUCUUUGGUGGAAGACGACAAGCUCCUCGAAGAGGAGCCCUGGAUCUGCAGCCCAAUUCAUGCCGAUUACGGCUUCAACAUUAUUCUGGGUCAAGGGGCAUUUGUGAAUUUCAACUCCACUUUCGUUGACACCUGUCCCAUCCGCAUUGGUGCCCGUACCUUGGUCGGGCCGAACUGCAGCUUCUAUUCCGGAACGCAUCCUCUUGACCCGGCGCUCAGGAACGGAACCAAAGGUCCCGAACUUGGGAAAGAGAUAAACAUUGGCGACGACUGCUGGCUGGGAGGAAAUGUCAUUGUCUUGCCCGGUGUGACGAUCGGGCGAGGUAGCACCGUUGGCGCCGGAAGUGUGGUGACGAAGGAUGUCCCUGCGUUUCAUGUAGCGGCCGGCAAUCCUGCCAGAGUUUUGAGAAAGAUCCAAACUACGAUGGACUCGACACAAGAUAUCUCGCAGCCGGCAAAGGAAGAUCGGGAGCAGGGAGCGGAAGGUGUGAUGUCUGUAUGA
Fonsecaea multimorphosa CBS 102226 is the source of this 702-nucleotide messenger RNA. RefSeq lists its product as uncharacterized. NCBI's taxonomy places the organism in Eukaryota, Fungi, Ascomycota, Eurotiomycetes, Chaetothyriales, Herpotrichiellaceae. Bases 1 to 702 code for a protein of 233 amino acids. The record is from RefSeq and is a predicted model, not a curated record. The transcript is spliced from 3 exons. Gene Ontology annotation, molecular function: acetyltransferase activity.